Molecule: messenger RNA, 225 nt
Organism: Miscanthus lutarioriparius
Lineage: Eukaryota; Viridiplantae; Streptophyta; Magnoliopsida; Poales; Poaceae
Source: the annotation of a GenBank genome assembly
AUGGCGAGGGCAGUGGCGGUGGCCGUGCUGUUGUUGCAAUGCUUCAACGUGAUCCUCGCGGCGAGGCCGCUGCUGGAUGCAGACGCAGGAGACGGCCGCCGUCCGUGGCUGGGACGAAUGGAGCUCGGCGGCGCCGGGACGCCGCUGAUCAUGCAGGUUCUUCAUCGAGGUCCUUGCCCCAACAAUAAUGGUUGGCAGGCUCCCAACGGCGCCGGUUGCCCGUAA